Molecule: messenger RNA, 348 nt
Organism: Macrosiphum euphorbiae (potato aphid)
Lineage: Eukaryota; Metazoa; Arthropoda; Insecta; Hemiptera; Aphididae
Source: the annotation of a GenBank genome assembly
AUGUUUAAAUGCGAACAGUGUCCGUCGGUUUUCACCGCAAAACGUAAUUUGGUCAGACAUGGCAAAACUCAUGCGGGCAUACGUUUCCCAUGCACUGUAUGCGAUAAAUUGUUCAACGAUAAGUCGCAUCUUAAAAGGCAUAUGAAGAACAUUCAUGGUAUCGUAAACGUUCCGGCUCACUUGAGGCCUAUACCUGCUGCCCCGAUCACCACUCAACCAGCUCCAGCUCAACAGGUCCAGAUUGCGCCGCAAAUAUUUGUACCUGAUGCCCCGGCCGGUGGCUCCAAUAUGUUAACCGAAGACGAAAUAUGUAUGAACGCAAUGGAUGAAUUUGAGGAUACAGGUUAG